UCAUAUUAUACAUGCAAAGGGAAAGAUAAAGGAAAGAGAAGGAUUUAUUCCAAUAUAAUAUUUGAGCAGGAGGAAAGAAGAAAAGGAAAAGAUGCGAUCCCCAUACCCUUUGCCGCCUUUCACUUGCAUAUAUUCCUGUACCAUGAAGCACAUAUGUUCUUAGUCAGAUGAAGGGCUAAACAAUCUCCUACGACCAGCGGGGCUGGUAUUAUAUACCCAACCGUGGACAAAUUCUUGAUUGGAAGGGAAUGUUGGGGCAACGGUCCUAUGAUCUAUGAAUGGGCUGAAUCCAUCUGCUGAAGAAUCCAUGUUCAGAUCGGAAAAAUAGAAUGGGGUAGCGAAGCAGAACACUGGCCAUUUUAUUCGGGGGUUGUUGUCCUCUGUUGUGGUUGUUUUCUUUAUUUUGUAGAACUUGUGCUUUUAAUCACACAUUCUUGCAAUGGAGCCUCUUGUGGGAGAGAAGUACAGAUUGGGGCGCAAAAUUGGCAGCGGUUCGUUUGGAGAAAUCUAUCUUGGAGUCAAUAUUCAGACUAACGAAGAAGUGGCAAUCAAACUGGAAAGUGUCAGAACUAAGCAUCCACAAUUGCUUUAUGAAUCCAAAUUGUACAAGAUUUUCCAAGGAGGAACUGGAGUUCCCAAUAUAAGAUGGUCUGGUGUUGAAGGUGACUACAAUGCAAUGGUCAUAGAUAUACUUGGACCAAGUCUUGAGGAUUUGUUUAAUUAUUGCAAUCGGAAGUUUACAUUGAAGACUGUUCUGAUGCUUGCUGAACAGCUGAUCACCAGAGUUGAAUUUGUGCAUUCAAAAAGUUUUCUUCACCGGGAUAUCAAGCCUGACAAUUUUCUUAUGGGGCUUGGUCGGAGAGCAAAUCAGGUAUAUAUUAUAGACUUUGGGUUGGCCAAAAAGUAUCGAGAUCCAACUUCCCACAGGCAUAUUCCUUAUAGGGAAAACAAAAAUCUUACAGGAACUGCUCGAUAUGCUAGUAUCAAUACACAUCUUGGAGUAGAGCAAAGCAGGAGAGAUGAUCUUGAAUCUUUGGGCUAUGUGCUAAUGUACUUCCUAAGAGGAAGCCUUCCAUGGCAGGGUUUAAGAGCAGGGACUAAAAAGCAAAAAUAUGACAAAAUAAGUGAAAAGAAAGUCACCACUUCAAUUGAGGUCCUGUGUCGUUCAUAUCCACCAGAGUUUGCAUCAUUUUUCCAUUACUGCCGUUCAUUGCGCUUUGAAGAUAAGCCUGAUUAUGCAUACUUGAAGAGGAUGUUUCGGGACUUGUUCGUGCGAGAAAGUUUUAAGUUUGACUCUGUUUUUGACUGGACCAUCUUGAAGUAUCAGCAAACUCAAAUUGCUAGUAGUCCUCGGCCAACAGGAAUUCGACCUAUAUUUGCACCUGGAAAAUCAGGAACAGCAGCUGGUCCUACAGAAAGGAUUUCAGCUGCCCAAGAAAAUCAUGUAACAAAUUCUCGGGCAUUGGAAGGACACAAUCGAAAGGUUAAUGGAGCUAAUGCUACACUUUUAAGUCGGUCUGGCAAUCAAUCUAAAUACAAAAGUUCUGGACAGGAUGGUCCUUCAACAUCUAAUAGAAUGGGGAUAGAAACUGACAUGGGACAUUCCUCCUUUACGCGAGCUGGAAGUUCAAGGAGAUCAGCUCUUUCAAGCAGGCCAAAUACUGCAGCAGAGACUGGUGAACAUUCUCGCUCAUUAGCUAAUUAUCUCUCUCCAAAUAUUCGCUCCACAGGGGCAACUGCUGACACCAGAAGAUCUACAAUGUCUAGAAAUCCAUCAACUAGAAGCCAACAAGAAAAUUCUCUAAGGAGUUUUCAGCUUCUUUCCAUAGAUCCACAGCACAGGAGAUGAUCUGAUUUGUACUGUGUAAUUUGUAGCUGGGUGGCCAUGGGCAAAGAGGCUAUGCAGAUUUGGAGUAUGGUUCUUUGAUUAAUUCUGCUUUCUAAAUGCUUUUAUGUGCUAGCCUUUUGAGGGUUGGGUUUCUUGGAAUGUGCAGGCAUGAGUCUGUAAGUUGCAGGUAAAUAUCAAAUUAGUGUUUGUAACUACACUUCAUUUCUGAGAAGUUGUGGUUCAAAAUGCAGCUAUUCAUUUAUUUCUUGAUGAAACAUUGAAGGGUAUAGUCAAUUUAUAUGGGCUGGAGUGAAAUUUUUGGAAGCUCAUCUAAUUGACCCUACCAGAUUUGGUUGUUAAUCUCUACGAUCAGCAUUGAAAAAGUUAUUUCAACCACUUAAUAGUGUUGGAAAGCUAUGAUCUAUUGUUUACUACCAUAUGUAGUUUGUUUAGGGAUUGGGGUUAUGUUCAAGAGGUUUGGAGGGAUAGGAUCAUCUAUUCGGUAAAACAGAAAGAACAUAAUGUUCUCUUAACAUUCUAUGAGUGUUUGCUCACUUGGCAUACUGUAAGAACGAUUUCUCAACAUAAUGUUUUUUUUCUUUUUACCAUUGUUGUCAGAGAUUUGAGGUACAAUAACUAGUAAUAUGACGAUUAUUGAUUAUAUUCUUUUAUUGAUGUACCGACAAGAAGUAAAAUAUUUAAUUAAUGGAAAUACUUAUUCAUUUCUUUUGAUCA
Molecule: messenger RNA, 2563 nt
Organism: Cryptomeria japonica (Japanese cedar)
Lineage: Eukaryota; Viridiplantae; Streptophyta; Pinopsida; Cupressales; Cupressaceae
Exons: 15
Coding region: 440-1849 (469 amino acids)
Biological process (GO): peptidyl-serine phosphorylation; endocytosis; signal transduction
Cellular component (GO): cytoplasm; nucleus
Molecular function (GO): protein serine/threonine kinase activity; ATP binding
Source: RefSeq, a predicted model, not a curated record